AUGCCUAACAUCAGAUAUUUAGCCCACAACAAAGAUAUGCUGUAUGGUUACGGUUUGAAAAAAAAACUAGUCAAUGAUGAUAAUCGUUUAGGAAUUUCGGAGCGAAAUGUGUCCUUUGAGAUAUUGAAAAGAUCUAAAUCUCUAUGUGAUUCCUGGUAUACAACUCAAUCAGAUUCGAUAAAUGUGUUACAAUCCAUCAGCAAUGUAAUUUCACAACGCAGUGCAACCUAUGAUCUACCUAUAACUUUAGAAGAUCAUGGUGUAAAUCAACCUAGACUUUUAUUCAAUCAAACGGAAUCAAUGGAAGCCUUGUUUCAGAAAAUGAAGUUUUUUAUUGCAAAGUUUGGCGAUCUAAAUGACAAAUUCCAUAACUUGGAGCUAGAAGCCUCUCGGCUUGUUACAAAGUCACUGACUCUUCCUUCUAAGUCAUAUCCAUUAUCUACCGAAUCAAUGAUACAGUACUUUAUCCACAUAUGUGUCAACCUACGAUCAAUUCCAAAACCUAAUUAAUCGGUGGUCAGUUGAAUCACACAUCGACGAUCAGGUCGAGAAAGAUAUCGUAGAACGUAUUAAACUUUAUAAAUUAGUCAAGGUUGUACUUGAGU
Messenger RNA from Mucor mucedo, 605 nucleotides. RefSeq lists its product as uncharacterized. The record is from RefSeq and is a predicted model, not a curated record. The coding region runs from base 1 to 510 and encodes 169 amino acids. Lineage: Eukaryota; Fungi; Mucoromycota; Mucoromycetes; Mucorales; Mucoraceae. The transcript has 3 exons.